Drosophila hydei is the source of this 1347-nucleotide messenger RNA. RefSeq lists its product as uncharacterized. Bases 137 to 1228 code for a protein of 363 amino acids. The transcript has 2 exons. The record is from RefSeq and is a predicted model, not a curated record. NCBI's taxonomy places the organism in Eukaryota, Metazoa, Arthropoda, Insecta, Diptera, Drosophilidae.
CUCUCAUCGUUUUCUCUGGAAAGGCUUUAUUCAGUUUUCGGAAAAAAAGACACGACACACAUUUGUUCCUGAUUUACAGUGGCUCUGGUUUCAACAUAACAUCUAAAAUAAUUCCGUUAUAUAGGAAUUUUUAGCUAUGGAUGAAAUACAAAAGUCUGUGGAAGGUGUUGGACCAACACAGUCGCAAUCGAGCAGCAGCCGCCGUGUGAUGUGGAAGGUGUGUGAUGGCGAGGAGGAAGUAUAUGAUUCAGUGGUUAACUAUAGAAGCGUGUCGCCGACACAUGAGUCUAUAAACUCCUCCGAUCGAAACCUUCCUGGCACGAGCAGUCCACAGUUAUUGGGUCCUUCUGAAGGUACAUUUCAACUGGUCAUGAAGGAGUACUUGCCGAAAUACGAGGCGGCCGCCAAAUCAGCCACUAGUUUGGCAAUGCGCUAUAAGCCUUCGCACGAGUCAAUGCAGGACUUGGCCAGCACAAAGCGGUCUCGUGCUAUUGGAAUCUGGCAUAGUUUGUAUGAUCGGAUACGAAAUAAGAAGUUAGGCGACAAGGCAUGCCCGUCGCUGGCGUUGCGAUACAAACCAUCGCAUGAGUCCCUUAAGAAUCGACGCAGCAAGGAUCUGCUAGCGGAGCAGCCUUCACCCAGAUCGGCAAUCUUGGCUAAGCACAAGCUUGCUACUGCAGAUUUGAAAUUAGAGACGUGCUUUUUUCCGCCUUAUCAGACUGCUGUGGUACGUGAGGCUGCGCCCAAGUUUGCCAACCGCCUGUGCAAAUUCGAUGACAGCGAUUCGUGCUGCUCUGGUUCCCUAGAGCUACGAGUUCCGUUGUUGAAAUCGUCCAAAUCAAGAAAUGUUUCUGGUACUAUGGAUUUGUUAAAUUUGGUCGACAGCAAGUCAUUUUUGAAUCCCACUGACGCAAAUAACAGCAAUUCAAAGACCAAGCGGCGCACAAAGACAGUAACAACGUCUAAUACAGGCACCUCGAAGGGAAAUGGGAGCAAGACUACACCAAGUGGAAACACUAACAACACAUUGCCAACUCUACGCCAAAGACAACUAGAAUUACAUCGCAUUCGUGUGCUAAUUGAGAAACGUCGUUUGGAGCUCUUGGAUUUGAAGAUUGUGCGUGAACGGGCGGACGCCUUGCGUCAUGAAAUACUAUUCCACAAGGACUUGCAGCUGAAACAUAACCAAAUCAAAUCAUACGAGGAUAAUAACAGCUCCCAGGCAUGAUUGAGGGACAUUCUGUAUCCAGCAAAAUUUCUAGUAGUUCUGAAAAUCCAAAUAGUUUCAUAAUCGACAUUGUUCAAAACAUAUCAUAAAACACGCAAUAGCAUUGUCUAGUGGAACUU